CCACUGUUUCACUAUAAAUUUUCACUUCCCAUUACUUCCAUUUUAGCUGUAGCACUCUAACAUAUUUGGAUUAUUCUUCUCUCUUUCAUUUCCCCCUCCCUCAUCCACUCAUGGACAAGUCCCAACCAAAAUCUUUGAUGACCAAGACGAAAGAUGGAGUCCGAGACCGAGUUUUAGAGAAAGCGGAGAGAGCUCGAGUUCCUCAAAAGGCUCAUGUGAAGGAAAACACCAAGAAGUCCCAAGAUUUCAAGUUGCAUACGCAAGAAAGAGCGGUGAAACGAGCAAUGUUUAACUAUUCGAUAGCGACAAAGUUAUAUGUAACGGAGCUACAAAAGAAAGUGGAAGAAAAGUUGCACAAGAUGAUAGAAGAGGAAGAGGUUCGUUUGAUGAGAAAGGAAAUGAUACCAAGAGCUCAACUCAUGCCCUACUUUGAUAGACCCUACUUUCCACAAAGAUCGAAUCGACCUUUGACGAUACCGAGAGAGCCGAGUUUCUUGAUGAACAAAGAGCAAUGGAGUUGUAACACUGAUAGUGAACUUUACAGCUUUCAAAGACAAGCUUUGAAACCAAUCAAAUAAAAUCCCAACUAUAUUUGAUCUAUUAUUGUAUAGAUUUUGGGUUUUGUGUUUAAUUUUUCUGAUUCUAUUUGAUGCAUCUCAUCUUUGUACAAUUUAUUUAGUCGUAGAAAGAGAGAGAGAGAGUGUGUGAUGUUUUUGAGGCAGAGAAGAAGCAUUAUUGUUGCUUUCUGACUUUUGUUCUUUCAAAUGUGUCAAAAUAAAAUCCACUGUUUAUUACACAACUAAUAAACUAUUUCCAAAUUGAGAACAACAAUUAUGGUAAAA
This is a messenger RNA of Cucumis sativus (cucumber), 842 nucleotides long. RefSeq names its product protein TPX2. Gene Ontology annotation, biological process: mitotic spindle assembly; regulation of mitotic spindle organization; activation of protein kinase activity. Gene Ontology annotation, cellular component: mitotic spindle; nuclear microtubule. The record is from RefSeq and is a predicted model, not a curated record. The coding region runs from base 111 to 578 and encodes 155 amino acids. The transcript has 6 exons. Gene Ontology annotation, molecular function: microtubule binding; protein kinase activator activity. Lineage: Eukaryota; Viridiplantae; Streptophyta; Magnoliopsida; Cucurbitales; Cucurbitaceae.